Messenger RNA from Podarcis lilfordi (Lilford's wall lizard), 21912 nucleotides. Lineage: Eukaryota; Metazoa; Chordata; Lepidosauria; Squamata; Lacertidae. The record is from the annotation of a GenBank genome assembly.
AUGGAGGACGACUUGGCUUCCGAGGAUGACACCCGUAAGUGAAAGGGGUGCGGGCUGUGGAGGGGGGAGAGACGAAGCGGGGUGGGGAUGGGGGGGGGGGUCCGAGGCAAAAGUGGAGGAAGAACCGAGGGCUCCUCUUGGACUUCCCACCGACUUCCUCGCGCGUGGGGCGUCGCUCUGUAUAAUGUGGCCGGUGCUGGCAGAGCCACUGCGGUCGAAGGUUUAAGUUCCCGCCCCGAGGAGCGUGCAAUCGGGGUUGCAAUCGGAAGGGAGAGAGGCGAAGUGAAAGGGGUUAGGGUUGGGAAUGGGGGGGAGUGACACUGGAUAACUAGGGCUUCGAGGUGUGGGGGGAGGAUUGUUCCGUCGGAAAGGGGGAGCGGGGAGCAGCAGGCUUCGGCGGGGAAGGAGAAGAGUUCUUCCCGGCCUCUGCUGAAAGCUUCCUCGGCGCGCUCCUCGGGGAUGAUGAUCUAACCCAAAUGGGCAGGAAUUCGCCCCCUAGCCCGGUCCUCGAGCCCGUUGAGCCGGGGCGCUUGCAUUCCAGCUAUUUGUGCUUUCUCUCUAAGACUCCACAUCUGAGAGUUGGGGCUUUUGUGGGGUGGUUCUUUGAGAGAGGAUUUAGUCGCCUGCAUUGGAGCCGAUGCACGAAGUGGGCGCGCGCCUGCUGGUCCCCCUGGCGUACACGUGUAACUGCACCUUUUGAGUUUUGGAGGAGGAGCUCCAGGAUGUGGAGCAUGGUGCAGGUGGGGUGGGGAGAGUUGAAACCUUACACCCCGAUGCCACCCACCCUCUUCCGCCCCAAGAGCUACCCAGCUGCCCAGCGACGUGAACGGAAGCUUCCCUUCCAGAGUAAAUCGCAAGUGUGCAGGGGGUUGAUUUUCAUCAGGACCACAGAAGGUUAAAAAAAGGCCUAUCUAUCUGCAUGCUGAGGUCCCAAUCCUGAUUACACACCCAUGGACGUGCGCACACAGAGAGAAAAUAGCUAUUUCAAUAACAAGCUGGUGUUGGACUACAUUUCCCAUCAUCCCUGAACUUUGUCUUUGCUCUCAAGGAGUGAUGUGAGCUGAUGCCCAACAACAUCUGAAUGUUACUGCAUUGGCUACUCUGGCGGCCUGUUCAAAAAACAGUUGUUGGUGAUUAUUGCACAAGAUACCCUGGCGUUGGUUAGCUAAUUAAUUGGGUGUCUGUGGCCGCUUCCAUUUAAAAGCACUGUGAUACCACUUUAAACAGCUAUAAAGGUAAGGGGACCCCUGACCAUUAGGUCUAGUCGUGCCUGACUCUGGGGUUGCGGCGCUCAUCUCGCUUUAUUGGCCAAGGGAGCCAGCGUACAGCUUCCGGGUCAUGUGGCCAGCAGGACUAAGCCGCUUCUGGCGAACCAGAGCAGUGCAUGGAAAUGCCGUUUACCUUCCCGCCAGAACGGUACCUAUUUAUCUACUUGCACUUUGACGUGGUUUCGAACUGCUAGGUUGGCAGGAGCAGGGACCGAGCAACGGGAGCUCACCCCAUCGUGGGGCUUCGAACCGCUGACCUCCUGAUCGGCAAGUCCUAGGCUCUGUGGUUUAACCCACAGCUAUAGCUUCCCCCAAAUAUUUAUGCGAGCUGUUGCUUCUUAAGGGUGCCAAGAGAUGUUAGGAAACCUACCUAUUUAUUUAUAUUUAUGUACUUAUAUUAUUAUUAUUUUACAUAUAUACACACACACAUACUAUAUAUAUAUAUAUAUAUAAUUUAUGUUUAUAUUUAUAUUUAUUCCAUACAACUUAUACAAAGUAUAACAUGGGUGUCAGACCUCUUUUAAAAUUUGGAAUAUACUUUACUGGUUCCAAAAAUUGGAAUAAAUAUAUAUAUAUGUAAGACCAAUAGUUUGGAUCAAGACAAUGGCCCAUUUGGUCUAGCCUCCUGUUCUCACCGUGACUGACCAGGUGCUUCCAUGUGAAGCCCAAAAGCAGGACUUGAGUGACAGCAGCGUCCCCACUUGUGAUUCUCAGAAGUUAGUAUUAAGAGGUGCAUCGUCUCUGACACUGGAGAUAGCAUAUAUCCAUUGAAAGACCUGUAGAGUUAGAAAGGACCCUGAGGGAUCAACAAGUCUAACCCUUCCCCCGCUUUUGAUGCAGCAAUCUCAGCGCAUGGUCUCCCAUCCAAUCUGAAACCAUAUUGGGACCCUGCUUAGCUUUGCAAAUGUGCUAGCAGUUUCAUUGCUGCACAAGUAUGUGUAUGUAUGUUUAGCUUUAUUAUUAUAUGAAUUUGUCUAGCCUCCUUCUAAAGCCAUCUAAGUUUAUGUACAAGAUCCACCCUUGAUACAUGACAUCUGCAGCAGGUACAGUCUUUAACAACAGGAGAGCCCUGCUGGCUCAGGUCAAUGGCCCAUUGAGUCAUAGAACAUUAUCUGGUGCAACUCCUUUCAAUACAGGAAUCUCAGCUAAAGCAUUUGUGACAGAUGGCCAGUCCCCUAUUCUGUUCUCACAGUGGCCUCACAGAUGCCCCAAUAGGAAGCCCACAUGCAAGACCUGAGUGCAACAGAGACCUCUCUGCUUGUGAUUCCCAGCAACAGGAAUACAGAUGCAUACUGUGCAAGUAAGAACACAGUGGUACCUCGGGUUACAGACGCUUCAACUUACAGACGCUUCAGGUUACAGACUCUGCUAACCCAGAUAUAGUUCCUCGGGUUAAGAACUUUGCUUCAGGAUGAGAACAGAAAUUGUGCUCCAGCGGCAGCGGGAGGCCCCAUUAGCUAAAGUGGUGCUUCAGGUUAGGAACAGUUUCAGGUUAAGAACAGACCUCCAGAACGAAUUAAGUUCUUAACCCGAGGUACCACUGAAUAGCCAUUGUGGUGAGUAGCUAUGGACUGCCUUAUUCCCCAGGAAUUUGUCCCCAUUAACUUUUCAAACUUAAUGCGUUCUGGAAGUCCGUUCCAAAACCAAGGUGCGCUUUCCCAUGGAAAGUGAUGCAAAAUGGAUUAGUCCGUUCCAGACUUUUAAAAACAAUCCCUAAAACAGCACUUAAACAUGAAUUUUACUAUCUAACGAGACCAUUGAUCCAUAAAAUGAAAGCAAUAAACAAUGUACUGCAUUCACACAAUCAAUCAAUCAAUCAAUCAGUAGCUGAACUGGGUUCCACACAGUCACAAAAACAAACAAAAAAAGAGCCACAAAAACACAAAAUAAAUAGCAAAAACAGACAGACCUCAGCGUAACACUCAAAACGGAAGUGUGGCCAUCAAAUAGGAAGCGUAGCACUAAAAACGGAGCACAUUAAGGCAUCUGAAAAAAGCUUACUUCCGGGUUUGCAGUGUUUGGGUUCCAAGUUGUUUGAGUACCAAGGCAUUUGAGGACCAGGGUAUCACUGUAUAUAAUAUGAAGAGUGGAUUAUCCAAGAGGUGUCUCGCUCAUUAUAAUUCUUAAUAAAGCACCAACCUAUUUGUUUAUCCCAAAAGAGAAUCUUUAUAUAGUUUUAUAGGUACGUCUUACCAAAUUCCUUUCAUUAAUAACUGCUUUAAAUCUGCUUCUUCCUGAAGCAUGACUGUGAAUUUAACAAUAGUUCUCCCUCUGCCACCCUUCCCCUCCCCCCAUAUGCUUUUUACAGUUCCCUUCAGUUGACUUUAUACUUGUCUCACGGCUGUUGAAAGCACCAGAAGGCAAGGGCAUAAAGUUCUAGAAACCUGUGUGCUGUGUAAAUCCACCCCUGCCCUGUCAGUGUGUGUGUGUGUGUGUGUGUGUGUGUGUAUUAUGAAAGCUGUAGUUUAUACUACCUCUAGUUUAUUAUAACUUAUAAGUACUAGUCAUCCUGUGUAAAUAAAUAUCUCUGUUUCACCUUGCUGAUGGGCAUUUCCUUCUAAAGCCCUCGGAUCAUACUUAGUUGUAUUUUUAUAUAUUCCUGUUCAAAGCUUGGAUAUUUCAAUAUUAAAUGGCUUAUAGUCUUAAAAAUAAAUAUAUGUUUUUUGAGGGGUGCCUCAGCAUCUGUAGAUAGAGCUGAGAGGGACUCGCUGCCUCUGAACCAGUCAAUGUUGAUAAUUCUGAGCUAGGUGGACCAAUGAUCUGGUUAUGCCUAAAGCAACCCUCCUAUGUUUCCUACAUUCUGGCACUGUCUCCAUUCCAAUUUGGCUUUUAUUGUGCUCAACCUUCAUGUUAGGGUGAAAAACCUUCUGCCCUGUGUUGCUGUCUGCUGCCCUGGAGGAUGCCCGUUGGGUCUUUGUGCGAGUCCCUGAUCUGACUUUGCUCUAUCCAAGGAGGCUUUGCUGGAGGCAGGCUUCCGAUGGCUUCCUAGCAUGGGCCCAUAACAGAAUGAUCCACCGUCUGAGACUGACUGAGGUCCAAGCUAACUGUGCCGGACCAUCUGUUCCAUCUGUUCAGCAGGCACCUCCUUGCAGUCAACAAUAUGUACCCAACUCCCUCUAGGAUUUAAUUUCUGUGUUUUUCCAUCUUACAACCUGCCCUGUAACCAUCAUUAACACCACCGUGCCCUGCUUUUCUUCCCAAGUGCUUCUUUCGGAGAAAGAGUUUCACGAUGCGGCAAAGCGGAACAACACAGCGCGGAUGAACGAGCUGAUCAAGAGAGGGGUGGAUGUCAAGGCCAAGAAUAAUGUAGGUGCUUAUAGGGGAUGGGGUCCAGAUAAUGUUGCGGGCUCUUCCCCAGAAAUCUGAAUUGAGGUGAUGAACCUGUGUCCCUCUGGAUGUUGCUGAACUACAUCUCCCAUCAUCCCUUGCCCUUGGCCAUGCUCACUGACGCUAUCCGGGAACAUCUUGAUGACACACAGGUUUGCCACAUCUUAUCUAGACCCUUCACGGUUGGAACACAGGGAUGUUUUGGGUUGCAGGAGAACAAAACCAAACCAAGUACAGUGGUACCUCAGGUUACAGACGCAGGUUACAGACACCGCUAACCCAGAAAUAGUACCUCGGGUUAAGAACUUUGCUUCAGGAUGAGAACAGAAAUUGUGUUCCAGUGGUGCAGCGGCAGCGGGAGGCCCUAUUAGCUAAGAACAGGUUAAGAACAAUUUCAGGUUAGGAAUGGACCUCCAGAACGAAUUAAGUUCUUAACCCGAGGUACCACUGUAGAUCCAAGAACUCUGUCGUGAGACUUUCUCCAAUCUCCUUGAACAGCGAAGCUGAAAUGGGGUUGGGAGGGAAAGGGACAUCUUUUCCGUCGCCAAACUCCCCCUCCAGUGUUCUAUAUGCAGUAAAGGUAAAGGGACCCCUGACCAUUAGGUCCAGUCGUGGCCGACCCUGGGGUUGCGGCGCUCAUCUCGCUUUAUUAGCCGAGGGAGCCGGCGUACAGCUUCCAGGUCAUGUGGCCAGCAUGACUAAGCCGCUUCUGGCGAACCAGAGCAGUGCACGGAAACGCCGUUUACCUUCCCGCUGGAGCGGUACCUAUCUAUCUACUUGCACUUUGAUGUGCUUUCGAACUGCUAGGUUGGCAGGAGCAGGGAGCGAGCAACGGGAGCUCACCCCGUCGUGGGGAUUCGAACCGCCGACCUUCUGAUCGGCAAGUCCUAGGCUCUGUGGUUUAACCCACAGUGGCACCUGCGUCCCACCCUCUAUAUGCUCUAAGCUAGCCCCAAAGCCAAAUCAGCCCCAAAUAUAUUUUUUAAUUAUCAUACUGAGCAUUUCUAUCCCACUCUUCAGCCACAAAAGCUCCCAGAGCAGCUUGCGAGACUUGCAGUGCGAAAGAGGUGGCACAAAAGAAAAAGGCUUUAGGAGGGAGACGGAAAAAAGGACACCCAGAAACUAUGAGUGCUUCUGAGGCUGGAUUUAGGUUUGAUGAGGCCCUAAGCUACUGAAGGUAAUGGGGCCCUUUAUAUAUCCAGCUGUCUUUUGUCAACAACAAAUUGUCGCUGUUUUUUGUGUUGAAUAUAUGCUAUAUGGUAAUUUAUGGACCUAAUAGGUCCAUACACAACACAAAGCACUGUUGCUGUAUGUAGGUUUUAUUUUAUUUGUUUUUUAACUUAUAUUUUGGAAAUGUACAUCCAGUUGUUGUUUUUUCCCUUUAAAUUUUUAGGGGCCCCCCAAAGUGUGGGGCCCUAAGCUAUAGCUUGUUUAGCUUAUGCAUAAUUCUGGCACUGGGUGCUUCUAGGUUUAUUGAGUGUUCAUCCUGAUUUCUUUGCAGAGAAGUUAGAUGAUGGAGCACAUCCACACCACCUUUAGUUCCUUGGAAGAAAGAUUGGAUAGAAUGUAAAAUAAAUGAAUAUUUAGUUGCAGAGGGAAGGCGUGGCUGGGGGACACUGACAGCAGUUUGCCCAGCACCCACCCACCUGUUCUGCAUCCUUUUCUUCCCCCUACUUAACCUUGUCCUUCCUUUCCAGAUAGACAGGACCGCUCUCCACUGGGCUGCAGGAGCUGGUCACGAACAGGCCGUCCGUCUUCUCCUAGACCACGAUGCCUCUGUGAAUGACGAGGACAACGUAAGCUUGAGGAGGAUCUCAGCUCUUGCAUCCGUGCGAAAUGCGGCUGGCCUCUUAAAACCCAGCUCCUUGGUUGCUUUGAAUGAGAACCUCCUCCAAGAAGCUUGCUUGGUUUAUUUGUUUAGACUGUUUAGCCACCAAUACAGGUGGUAAAAUACAGGGAAGUGAAAAAUGAAUGUGUCAUAAAAAAUAAUAAAGGUUCUUUUCAAAAGGCAGAGGUGAAUGAUGGAGGCUCAGGGAUAGCCUUCCUGAAACUGGUGCCCUUCAAAUGUUUUGGGCAACAACUCCCAGUAGCACCAGUAGGGCAACUGGCUCUUCUGCAUACAAUGAUGGUAGACGUUCACUGCCAUGGACUUAACCAGUAUUUUUAGAAGUGCCACAUACAAAGUACAAGGCAGCGAGUCACAAAUGCUAAAAUGUGAUGUGACAUCACUUUGGCAGCAGUUUAUUAUAGGCAUAUGCUAAACCAGGAUAUAUUUUUAGAAAAAUACAACCAGGUCCUAGGGUCAAUCCCCAGCAUCUCCAGGUAAAGGUAAAGGGACCCCUGACCAUUAGGUCCAGUCGCGGACGACUCUGGGGUUGCUGUGCUCAUCUUCCUUUAUUGGCCGAGGGAACCGGCCUCCGGAUCAUGUGGCCAGCAUGACUAAGCCGCUUCUGGCGAACCAGAGCAGCUCACGGAAACACCGUUUACCUUCAUGCAGGAGUGGUACCUAUUUAUCUACUUGCACUUUGAUGUGCUUUCGAACUGCUAGGUUGGCAGGAGCAGGGACUGAGCAACGGGAGCUCACCCCGCUGCGGGGAUUUGAACCGCUGGCCUUCUAAUCGGCAAGCCCUAGGCUCUGUGGUUUAACCCACAGCACCACCCGUGUCCCAUCUCCAGGUAGGACCAGGAAAUAAUCCUUGUCUGAAACCCUGCGAGCUACUGCCAGUCAGUGUAGACAAUACUGAGUUAGAUGGACUGAAAGGUCUGUCUCAGUGUAAGGCAGCUUCCUACAUUCCUAGAACACACAACUUUCUCCUAGGCAAAUUGAGCAAGGACUAACUGCCAUUUUAUUCCAGACCCAAGAUGACCUUUCUUCUGUCUCUCUCUGGCUACCCAGUUUGGGAUGAACGCCCUCCUCUUGUCCGCCUGGUUUGGCCACCUCCGUGUCCUUCAGAUCCUUGUCACUGCUGGUGCCAAAAUCAACUGCCAAAACAAGGUAUGGCAUCAUUCCUUGGCUCCCUGGUAUUAACAGCUUUGUAUGACACAGAGAGAGAUUCCUUUUGACUGCCUUUUGACUGCGUGUGUGGGUUGAUUGGAGAGUCUAUAAAUUUUUAAAAGUUUGAAAUCUGAAUAAGCAAUUUAGGGUGUUUCCAGGCAGUCAGAGUGGUAGUCAACUCAGUCUUACUGAGGGUUGUUGUUGUUUAGUCGUUUAGUCGUGUCCGACUCUUUGUGACCCCAUGGACAAGAGCACGCCAGGCACUCCUGUCUUCCACUGCCUCCCGCAGUUUGGUCAAACUCAUGCUGGUAGCUUCGAGAACACUAUCCAACCAUCUCGUCCUCUGUCGUCCCCUUCUCCUUGUGGCCUCCAUCUUUCCCAACAUCAGGGUCUUUUCCAGGGAGUCUUCUCUUCUCAUGAGGUGGCCAAAGUAUUGGAGCCUCAGCUUCAGGAUCUGUCCUUCCAGUGAGCACUCAGGGCUGAUUUCCUUAAGAAUGGAUAGGUUUGAUCUUCUUGCAGUCCAUGGGACUCUCAAGAGUCUCCUCCAGCACCAUAAUUCAAAAGCAUCAAUUCUGAGGGUAGACCCACGGAAAUUAAUGGACCUGCUCCAAGUAAAACUCAGUUGAAUACUGCCCUCACUAAUUUGCAGGCGGAAUUCGUUUGAACACCAGCAAAUUCAGGUUGCACUGUGACUGGCAAAUUUAAAGGAAGAUCCAAAUGGUACAGUUAAAGCACAUGACGUCUCUCAAAGAAUCAUGGGAACGGUAGUUUCACCCUGACAGAGCUAUGGUUCCCAUCAACCUUAAGCAACAAUUCCCAUGAUUCCUUGGGGGAAGUCACAUGCUCUAAAUGUGUGUUGAGUGUGCUUUAAAUGUGUGGUGUAGAUCUUCCCUUGGGAUGUAUAAUUACAGUGGAUUGGGGCUCUUGCAUAGCAAACACGCUUCCCAAGAAAGCCUUGGACUGUCUGUGCUGAGGAAAGUAAUGGUGAAAUGCACUGGAAACUGGGGGAUGAAAAUUGCCUGGUGCAUCAUUUGCUCCACAAGUUCCUCUCUCCUUCCUGCCCCCACUGCCUGCCAGCCUAAUGCAGAUGUUUGCAAUGACCAGUCUUAAACCUGAUGAUCUUUAUUGGAUGCAUGCAAUUCCUUUGGCCUGAACUGAAACCACUCAGAGAUGCAUGUCUCCCAAGGCAUGCGGAAGUGGCUGCGAAAGUAGCCUCAGAGCAGCUGGGGGCUCUUAGUCGGGAGCACCCAGUCGUCCUGUGUGGGCAGGUGGUGUUUGCUCAGCGGGACAAGUUUGGAACUGUGUGAACCAUACAUAGCCAGAAGGGCAAGCCUGUAUAUUUUUAUAAUAAAUAACUUAGGAGGAGUAAAGCAUUAAAUGAUGGCUGUAAAAGAUAAGCAUGGAGGAUAUUUUUGGCACUCAACGAGGCUGUGGUGGCUGUAAAGUUCAGGGGAAAGUUCAGGCAACUCCAAGGAGGAAGAGUUGACUGCUUUGUCCUCGUCCGCCUCCAUUCCUGGAAUUCCCAUCUUCAAUAAGUUCGUCAUACUUCCUCUCUUAAAAAUAUAUUGCUCAGGGAUACUAGAUCAGGAGUGAGGAACUCUUUGGAAGCCCAAGGGCUGCUUUUCUUUGUGGGCAAGCUUUGGGUGGUGGACCCACCCAGUGGUGGCUGGGGCCAGAACAAUAGAAGGAAAUUGAAUUUUAUUAUUUCGGUCACAGACCAGUUCCAGCCCACAUACAAUAUCAAGGAAGUCAUAAAACAUGAUAGGGAUACAUUUGAAUUUGCAGUUAGGUUUAAUUGGACUGAUGGGAGCUAUACAGUGGUACCUCGGGUUAAGUACUUAAUUCGUUCCGGAGGUCCGUUCUUAACCUGAAACUGUUCUUAACCUGAAGCACCACUUCAGCUAAUGGGGCUCCCGCUGCUGCCGCGCCGUCGGAGCACAAUAUCUGUUCUCAUCCUGAAGCAAAGUUCUUAACCCGAGGUACUAUUUCUGGGUUAGCGGAGUCUGUAACCUGAAGCAUAUGUAACCUGAAGCGUAUGUAACCCGAGGUACCACUGUAGUUCAAAACAGUUGGUGUGUUAGGCCCACAUCUCAGGAACUGAAUCCUAUUUCUUUUUUCCCCCCUCCCAGAAUGGUCGCAACUUGUUGCAUUGCGCAGCCCAAAGAGGUCAUAUCAGGGUCAUUGAGUUCAUCAUGGAAGACCUCGAGGAUGUGCAGCUGGAUAAGAAAGACAAGGUGGGAAUUUUUCAGAACAGUCUAAGGCACUGGCUUUUUUUGUAAAUAGUUCCUCUUUUUCAAAUAUGUUAUCAGGCGGUGACUGGCCCAAAGUCACUCUGUGAGCUUCAUAGCCAAGUGUGGAUUGGAACCCUGGUCUCCCAGGUCCUAGUCUAACACCAUAACCACUAUACCACAAUGACUCUCAUCCUUUCUCUCCUUAAAGAUGGACAGGACGGCCUUUCAUCUGGCUGCUGAGAAUGGGCAACUGGAGGUGGUGGACUUCCUGAUUCGCUUAGGCUGUGCCUGCAGAAUCAAAGACAAGGUAUGGAAAGGAACAGGAAUCAGCAUCCCGUUCAGUCCAGUUGCUGUUGUCUGUGGGUCUUCCUCACCCUUUGGGGCUUUGCUUAUUUCCCUCUCCAUCUAGACUGGCUCUUAAAUUAUUGGUACUUUGAGAGGCUACCACCCACACAUAUUUCAAUUGGAUGUCACAUUGAUUUGCAGGAGAAGAACACAGCGCUUCAUCUAGCUGCCAAGAAUGGUCAUGCAGAGGUGCUGCAGAAGCUUAUAGAUGUAGGAAUGAACCUUGAUGAGAAGAAUACGGUGAGUAGAAGACCUUUGCUAGUUUAUUACGUUUAUCUCCUCCUUUUCCUUCAAGGUGCUCAAGGUGAUGUACAUGAGGCAGGAGUUGAUGAUGCAGGUGAGCUGCGCACAGGUGAGCUGAAAGCGAGCUGCCGGCCAGCCCUGUGGAGCCUCCUUUUAUUGAGACAAAUAUGCAAACCAGGCAGAUACAUUUUGGGCUGUGACCUUUGCACAUCUUCCAGUCCCGAAAUAGUGGGCUGGUACAAAGUUAUAUUGGCACCUGUUUCCACCGCGCCAUUUUCCCCUUACACAGUGUAUGACGAAGGAGACAAAAGGUCUCAGAGACAAAGGUUACAGACAAGGCACCGCAGACUACUGAGACCGCAAAAGGUUAGACAGAGGCAACAAUGUUCAGACAGCCGUGGCUUUGUCUGUGAGGAGUAUGUGUGCUCCGCACCCCAAGGUCACGCAUGCAGGCAGGCUGAGGCUGCCUGCGGGUGAGGAGUGUGCUCCCUCCGGACCCCACUCCCCACUCCACGACCAUCCCUACAGCACUCUAGGUACAUAGUUGUCCUCCCCAUUUCACCCUCACAACAACCCUGUGAGGUACGUUAGGCUGGGAGAUAGUGGCUGGCCUAAGGCCACCCAUUGGUCGUUGUCCCUGAGUAGGCUAUUGAACUUAGGUGUGCUCAAAGUAGACCAACUGAAAUACAACACACACAUUCCUGUGAUUUCAGUGGAUCCAACCAACAUGGGGUACCACCGAUGGCUUUGCGGGUCCUCAUCUGACACUCUAACCACCCUUUGAGGAACAUAGUUCACUCAGUAGGAAGAGUACACCAUGAAGAUGCCAUACCCGUCAACUGUCCUGAUUUAAGCAAGGCAUCCUGGAAUUACAGAAGCCACUCCAGCUUCUGAUUGGAUCACGAGAUGUCUGGUUUUGGCUUUCGAAAGUGUGUGGCCCCGAAAGAUGUGCAUUGGGGGGGAGGGCGUGCUCUCGCGAGAUUCACCUGGCUCCCGCGAAAGUGCAGCCCUGAAAGAUGCACAGAGCAGUUGCCCCAGGUGCUCCUCUUGCCCUUGAGCACCACAGCUCAGGUACGCCACUCCAGCAAGGAGCAGCCAACUACAGGAACAGAACCGUCAGCUGCAGCAUGUGGACCCCAACAGAGGAGGGAAAAUAUGGUAUGGGUAGGUGCCAAGGCUCUUCUCCUUCUGCCUCUGCUCCUGCCAUGUGCGCUGUGAUGGUCAGUGGGGAGGGGAGUUGGGAAGUUGCUCGCUUGCUCGCUCUCGGCCCUGAAAAACUCACGUUUGGGGGAGGCCGUGCUCUCUCGCAAGUCACAUGAUUCACGUGGGUGCACGGCCCUGAAAGACAAAUGUCAGGGUUUUCCUCUGCGGGAUGUUGGUGGGUAUAAGAUGCAGGAAGGUAUUUGUGGAAGUGGGGAGGACAGCGGAGAAGGAGAAGGUUGAGUUCAGUCAUUGAGUGGCACCAGUUUCUGGAGGAAAUAUAUUGCCCCCUCUUGGCCCAGCUCAAAAAGCUGAAUGGCAAGAUCACUAAAGAGAGGGAGGGUACAAGAGUUCUCUUUUUGGCACCUGCUAAAAACAUUUUUGUUUUUAAACAUGCAGAAUCUUGAUGUGUUUCAAUCUGGUUUUUAGCUUACUGUUGGUUUUAUUUAUUUUUGAAAGUUUAAAAUAGUUGUUUUUAACUAUUUUUUUAACUGAUCAUUUCAUUGUUUAAUUAUUUUUGAAUUUUGAAUUCAAAUUUUGAAUUAUUUUUGUUUUGCGCUAUCAAAUAGUAUGUACAUUUUAUGAAAUAGUAAAUAAUUAGUAGUGCAAUCAGGGUUCUCCUCUUUUUCUCCCUUCCCAGGAAGGGUUGAGCGCCCUGCACUUGGCUGCUGAAAAUGGUCAUCAUGGCUGCAUGAAGCUGCUCCUGGAAGCCGGCUGUGAUGUCAACAUCCAAACUCAGGUCAGUGGUUCUCACUGGAAGGUGAUACCCAUCUCAGCUCCCCUGAAGGAUGCUGAGGAUUAUCGGGGGCAGGUGAUAAACAAUAAAAUAAUUGGGAUUGAGUUAAGGCAAACGUGGGCCACAUGGAUAAUCUCUUGUAUUGUCUGAAUAGUGUUUUCUUUCUCUCAGAAAAAGAUGACCUGCCUUCAUUAUGCUGCACAAAAUGGCUAUGAGAUCAUGGCCAGGAUCCUUAUUGAUGCAGGAAUUCACACAGAUACACUGAAUUACGUAAGUAGCUCAUUUGGUCGGGUACCACCUACAGCAUCUUUGUGCCUCUGAGCAAAGAAAGGAGGAAUGAGAGUCCAUUGGGUCUGUUGAGUCCAUCAUUGGACUCUCUUUGUAGGAGUGGUGCUGUAAGUUAAGAAGGCUAAGAAGCUCAGCAGGCAAGCCAUUGUUGUCUAGGAUAGCUUUCGCCAACUGGCUCCCUCCAAAUGUUGUUGGACUACAACUCCCAGAAACCUUCAGUCAGCAACAGUGAAAGCUGAUUUAGGACACCCUUCCCCCAGCUUGCUGCCCCCUCCAGAUGUUUUGGAUCAGCCCCAGUCAACAUGCCAGCUGGUGGCUGCUGGGAGUUGUAGUCCAAAGCAUUUGGAGUGCACCAGAUUGGGGAAGGUUGAUCUGGUUCAAAUCAAGUAUGUGAUAUUCCACCCCACAAGAACUUCUUGGCCUUUGCACCACCAGAGGGCUCUUAAUAUAUAAGAACAUAAUAAGAACCUGGCAGCUGGAUCCUGAUGCCCCCGUAGUCCAGCUUCUUGUUCUCCCCAUGGUCAACAAGAUACUUCUGGGAGGCUCACAAGCAGAACAAAUGCUCUUCCCACUUACAACUUCCAGCUACUGGGAACAAGGCAUCCUUCCUCCAACAGUGGAGGAUGUAAAGUGCACCUGUUUAGCAGAAGCUAAGCUUGUCUCAGGUCUGGUCAAGUGGCUGGAUGGGAGACCCAAUAUUCACCACAUUUUUAUGGCAGAAGAAACGGGGGGAUAUUAAUGUGCUGUGCUAUAUCACCUGGCUCUUACUGAAUCGGGACGACUUAUACCUCCAUGUUUGGCUUUACAUGCAAAAGGUCCGAGGGUCAAAAAGGCAGUUGGAAAAAUAUAUACUAAUAAAGCUGUACUCGACAGAUGAAAGUAUAUGACGUUUGACAUGACAGAGAAUCGUGGACCCAGGGACAGAGAAUUAGAAAGCAUCAAAAUCGAGAUGUGGAAAAUAUGGAAACAAUGAGGAGAGGCAGGACUGAGAUGUGGAGAGAUGCUUCAGAGAUCCAGACCGUGGGGAGCUCCAAAAAAUUAAUAAUUAUAAUUUGGACUAUAAUUUGGGUUUUUUUAUUUUAAUUGGAGUAUUAUGAUUGGAUAUAUUAAUUUGAUUUAUUUUAUUGGAAAAUCAAUAAAAAUGAUUAAAAAAAACAAAAGGUCUGAGGGUCAGUUCCUGACAUUUCCAGUGAACUGUAGCUCAGUGGUAGAGCAGCUGCCUUGCAUGCGGGUCCCUGGUUCAAUCCCCAGCAUCUCCAAGCAGCUCUGAAACUCUGGAGAGCUGCUGCCCAUCAACGUGGAGAAUGCCGAGCUAGAUGGAACAAUUGUCUGACUCAGUAUAAGGCAGCUUUGUUAUGUUCCUAAGAUAACAAAGGCUAAGAAAGGCAUCCUCUUGAGAACUUGGAAAUGCUGCUGCCAGAAGGAGACACAGAAGUAAGAAAGAAGGACAAAUACUGUGUCUCCAUACAAGGCAGCUUCAUAUAACGCUGCUUUCCAUUGCUACAGUUUCUGAGGGAAUAGUUAUGUCAGUCAGUUGCAGCAAAAACAAGAUGUUAAAGCAAGGUUUCCCAAACUUGACUCUCCAGCUGUUUUUGGACUACAGUUCCCAUCACCCCUGGCCACUGGUCCCGCUAGCUAGGGAUAAUGGGAGUUGUAGUCCAAAAACAGCAGGAGACCCAAGUUUGGGAAACCCUGUGUUAAAGAACGGCAAUAUAUUGAUGGCCUCUCUGCUUUCAGGCUUUUAGCCCUAAAACCUGUUUCCAGCGUCAGAGCAGAAUGGGUGCCUUUGCACACCUGCAGAGUUCUGUACCUGUUCCAUUGAGUAAUGCUGUCAUGUUAAGAGACAGACCUUCUAGCUCAGAGGAUGUACCUUAGAAGGCAGGCUUCCCCCCACUUCAACUGUACACAAAACUAUCAGUGUGCUUCAUUUUACAGCAAAAUGCAUCAGCUAUGCACAUUGCGGUGCUACAGAAUCACCCAGCCAUCGUUAAACUCCUAAUUGAUGUUGAAUGUGACCUGGAUAUCCCUGAUAAUGUAAGACUUUUAUUUUAUUUUAAAGAAAUAAACUGUAUGGUUUCAUGCUAUUGAUACACGAUCUACAUGUCCCAAAUGUUAAGAGACCACCAGUGCUCCACCAUAGAGCAAUAGGCCCUCAUUAAUACUAGCGCCUAAUUUUCUGUUUUUACCCAGAGGCAGCAGAGCCCACUGCAUAUUGCUGCAGAGCAUGGGAGACAAGACAUUGCUGAGAUGAUUCUUAUCGCCGGGGUGAACUUAAAACUAACGGACAAGGUAAUAAUUCCAUCGCAGACAAGUAGCACCUUCUCAGUCAUGGUUGGAAUAGAAUGCAAGCAAUCAGCAUACAGAUAUUUGAACGGAAACAUUAAUACUAUUUUGGACUUCAGAAGAAACUGAAGGCAGAUGACACUCAAAAGAAGUUUUAAUAAAGAAAAGAACCCAUGUGAUUCCCAGGAACUGGAAUUCAGUGGUAUGCCAUCCUGAUUUGUAGGCACUGAUAGCCUUAUGCUUGAGGUAUCCACCUCACCCGUUUUUAAAGCCAUCCAUCUUGGCAGCCACCACUAUGUCUUUGUGGUGGGGAAUUCUGUAGUUUAGCUGAGUGCUGUGUUCUUUGGAUGGUUGGUAUGUUUUCAUUUGUUGUCUCUCCUGAAUCUCCCACCGUGGUUUUUGCCAGAGUCUUGCAGAGGAGCCGCAAAGCAGAGCAACAUUUUUUGCAAUGUUGCAAAGGUAGAAAUAUCAUGACCCGGCAAUGGACCGAGCACAUUAGGCAGUUGUCAUACGAUUGUGCAUGGGUGAAUAAGCCCCAAACGACAGAACAUUUCUCUCUCUCCUCCUUCCACUUGGAUUCCUUUUUUCACUUGCUGCAGGGAGCUUAUGAAAUUUGCUUGGUCCUGUGUUCAAAAUUUGGACAAAAACACAUUUCCUUCCCUGAAGCAAUUCCUUGCAGGUUGCGCUCUCUCUCUCUCUCUCUCUCUCUCUCUCUCUCUAUACACACACACACACACACACACACACACACACACACACAUACACACACACACAUACACGUACGGUAUGUUAAAUUUCUGGAGAAAUAUUACAAAAUCAUAUUAUGCAUCUUUCAUCAGUAGAAAAUGACAGAAGUCAAACCACUUGGAGCUUUCUUCCUUACAAUCAAGUGGCAUAUAAUUUUAUGAGCUGAAUACUGUUUGUUCAUUUAAAAAAGUGAUAAAUGCAUUAAUGCUGUUGUGCGAUUUUUGCUGUGAGAUUUGGAAAGCCUAUCCAGACACAUAGUUGGCUGAUGUGUUUUCAACUUGUCUUAUUUUAAUGAUCUUUUACAUGUUUUUAAUUACUUGUUUUUAAGCUGUUUAUCGAUAAUCAUAAUAUUGAUUGUAAAGUACUUAGUGGUUUUAUUACCAUCAAGCGGUGUAUAAGUUUUGCUAAAGAAUAAUAAAAUCAUCUUUCCUUCUCCUGCUCUUACCUUUGAUUUCAGCAAGGUAAAACAUCCCUAGAUAUUGCUGCCCGUGGCAACCACAUCAACCUGGCUGACAUGAUCAUCAAAGCAGAUAGGUUUUACAAAUGGGAAAAGGUAGGUGGGCAUUAUGGAAUAUCCAAACAUUCAUGUAUACAGUGGUACCUCGAAAGUCGAACAAAAUUCGUUCCGGAAGUCCGUUCAACUUCCAAAACCUUCGGAAACCAAAGCGCGGCUCCUGAUUGGCUGCAGGAAGCUCCUGCAACCAAUUGGAAGUCGCAGAAGCCCUGUUGGAAGUUCGGGUUCCAAAGAAUAUUUGCAAACCAGAACACUCACAUCCAGAUUUGCAGUGUUUGGGAGCCAAAAUGUCCAAGUACCAAGGCGUUCGGGAUCCAAGGUACGAGUGUGUGUGUGUGUGUCUCUAUCUAUGGGCUUGUGGGUAUGGAAUGUUCACAGAUACAGCUGCUGAAGGGAAAGGUGUCAGCAACAGAAUGUUGAUAAGCAGUGCAGGUGCUGUGAAUGAAAGGAGAGGUCAGUUUGGCUGGAGUAGAGAUGACGAAGAAAAGUGUGCUCUUGGCAAGGGCGAAGCAUGUGAUGAGGUGGCCAUGUGUCCUUGCUUUACAGAGGAUGGUCCUCUUUUUGAAGAUCUGUCAGAGGCAGCCUUAUGUUUAAAGAUGUCUUCCAUUUGAAUGGCUGUCCGGUCCAAAUGUGAAGAUAAAGAACCCUAAGGCAGGAGAAAAGGAAAAGGGGCCUUGAAGUUGCCCAUCAAUGGUUAGAAGCACCAGGUAAAAGGUAAAGGCCCCUGGACGGUUAAGUCCAGUCAAAAGCGACUAUGUGGUUGCGGCGGUCAUCUCGCUUUCAGGCAUAGGGAGCCAGCAUUUAUUCAAGCAUUUAUUUCAGGUCAUGUGGCCAGCAGGACUAAACCACUUCUGGCACAAUGGAACACUGUGAAUGAAACCAGAACACACGGAAACACCGUAUACCUUCCCGCCACAGCGGUGCCUAUUUAUCUACUUGCACUGGUGUGCUUUCGAACUGCUAGGUUGGCAGGAGCAGGGACUGAGCAACGGGAGCUCACCCUGUCACGGGGAUUCGAACCGGUGGCUUUCUGAUCAGCAAGCAAACUCAGCAGGCAGGCACCUCCUUCACUCUGCACCCACUUAGAGCCAUUAUAGACAGCUUGGAGAAAACAUUUGUCAGUAGUAGAGGAAAUAAAAUUUUGGGGGGAAAUUCAAGUUAGCAGUGAAUCAGCUCUUGCCACUUUUUUGUAGGAUAAUCUGAACAGCGACUCCGACUCCUGGGUAGCCAAGCACUUAACCUUCAAGCAGGACCACCGGAUGGAGACGCAGCACAUCCGCUCCGUCAUGUGGAGGCUUGCGACCAAAUACCUCAAACCCAACGAGUGGAAGAAGCUGGCACAUUACUGGAAAUUCACCGAGGCUCAUAUCAGAGCCAUUGAGCACCAGUGGGCAGGUAGGUCGGCUGCUUAGACUAAGCACCUUCCUGUGCACUUUUAGGAAGAGUGUUUCCCAGCUCCUACCUACCUGGAGAUUGAACCAGGAACCUUCUGUGUGCAAAGCAGUUAACAGCCCAUCCCCGAUCACUCACACAGAGGGCAUGUAGGAGGGUUUUCUGAGAGGCUCCCUGCUGCCUCUCUGCAUGAGUCACUGCUGUGGACUUGCCAGCUGCCAAUGGAGGGCUACAACUCAGGCAGAAAGCACAGAGAGUGGUGCUUUGAGGUCAGCUUAAUCCCAGUGCCUGAGUGUGUAAAAAGUAAAAUUUUGCCCCUCACCGAUCAAAAUGUUGGAGGAACACUUUUAAAGACAGAAUCAAUAGCCUGAUAUUAGAAGCAAAUUUGUGAAGUAAGGAGGAGGUGCUUGGAGGUUUGUGAAAGGAACCCCCCUGCCUUCUCAGACAACUGCUCUCCAGGAUCUGUCUUUGCCAACCUUGGCCACAUUUACACAAUAUAUACUUAAAGCACUAUGGUAAUUUAAACAGUCAUGGCUACCCCAAAAUAAUCCUGGGAGCUGCCAUUUGUUAAGAGUGCUGAGCGUUGUUAGGAGACCCCCUUAGUCCCCUCACCAAACUACACGUCCCAGAGUUCCCUGAAGUGAUUGUUAAACCACUCUGGAAAUUGUAGCUCUGUGGUGGGAAUAGGGGUCUCUUUGCACCCUUUGACACACUACACUUCCCAGGAUCCUUUGGGGGAAGCCAUGACUAAACAGUGCUAUCAUACUGCUUUAAAUGUGUGGUGUAAAUGAGGCCCUGUCCUCCAGCUGUUUUGGGUGAUCAUCUCUCAUCAGCCGCAGCCUGAUAGCACUGUAAUCCAAAACAGCUGGAGGACACGGAGAUAGUGACAGCUAGUGACAGUAGGUAGUAUUCUCCCAAGGUGGUGAGCCAUGUCCCAAAUUGUAGGCAUUUUUCCUAUAACAAAGAAUCUGGUUGUGACUGUUCCAAGACAAGUCCACAGCUGACCACUCUUCACACUUAUGCCAUAAGACACUAUGAAGCAUUUAAAGGUCUUUGUAUAUGUGUGUGCACCUGCUAUCCCCCGUUCUUCUUUCUAGGCAGCAAAAGCUACAGAGAACAUGGUCAUAGGAUGUUACUCAUUUGGCUCCAUAGCGUGAUUAUGGCAGGGGAAAACCCAGUCAAAGGACUGUAUGAAGGCCUGGUGGGCAUCGGUAGAAGAGACUUGGCAGGUAAGGGUCACCUGGUUUUGCAUGAAAUUAGCUGGGCUAUCCAACACAUCUUUAUCAGUGUCAGCUGAAUUUUAUCCUGUAAAAAGUAGGCAUGCUUAAGCCUCGUUCCUUAUUGUUCAGGAAAUGUGUUGUACUUUUUAGUGUGUUGCACUAGGACGUGUGCGAUCCGGGUUCAAAUCCCUACUGGCAACCUUGGGCCAGUCACUGCCUCUCGGCAUAACUGACCUCAUAGGGUUGUUGUGAGAACAAAAUGGCGGUGGGGGGGGUGGAGAACCACGUAUGCCACCUUGAAUUCCUUGGAGGAAGAGUAUUGUUAUGUAUGCAAGAAAUAAAUAAAGGCUAUUACUCAAAACCUCUUGGAAAGAAUUCAGACUUCUUGUUCAAGCCUAGUUUAGCAUAGAUGGCUAUCAAGAAAUGAGAAGGACAUAAGAACUGCAUUUUGUUUUCAAACAGAAAGCAUCAGGAAACAGGCGAAUGCAGACUCCACCUCACCAAGGAAGUGCACCGCAAUGUGAUACCAGUAAGAGCACAGGAAACCUCCUGUUUUUGCUGCGUCAGAAGUUUCACGCUGGAGCCACAGCAAGCAAAAUGGACAAUUCUGAACUGUUGGUCGGAAGGUAUCCAUAAACUCUCUUUCCAAGGGCUUCUUGCCAUAGCAAAUGGCAACCGUAUCCACUAUCCACUCAAGAUCAGGUAACAAUACAAGUUGGUACAUCAACAGGCUCUGCUCACAGCAAUGCAUUCUUUAUAGUAAAGAGAAGGCACGAUUCUCAAAACAUGGGAGACCAGGAAGUGAAAUAUACACCAUAUUUUCCAGAUCUAAGACUAUGGUUACAAUCUCAAGUUCCAGGAUGGCCCAGGACGUUUUGCUGCUUCAGGAAAACUCCCCACUGCCACUGCGCCUGCUGUGUCACCAUGGCCAUGCCACACCCAAUCCCUCUCCGCAGCUGUACCCUGCCUGCGAUAGAGGAGGUGGGUUUGUGGCAACCAUGGAGGCAGAGACACACCCACGCAGGAGGCAGCAAUGGUGAACAGCAUGCUCUUCAAUCUCAGUUAGGCCAUCAGAGGCAACUGUCUUCAUGGCUGGGCCAGCCCUGCUCGAGUAAACCUUGUUAAAUCAAUAUAAAUUAAGUUAAAGGUAAAGGGACCCCUGACCAUUAGAUCUAGUCGUGACCAACUCUGGGGUUGCGGUGCUCAUCUCGCUUUAUUGGCCGAGGGAGCUGGCGUACAGCUUCCGGGUCAUGUGGCCAGCAUGACUAAGCCACUUCUGGCGAACCAGAGCAGCGCACGGAAAUGACAUUUACCUUCCCGCCGGAGCGGUACCUAUUUAUCUAUUUGCACUUUGACAUGCUUUCGAACUGCUAGGUUGGCAGGAACAGGGACCGAGCAAUGGGAGCUCACCCCGUCGCGGGGAUUCGAACCGCCAACCUUCUAACUGGCAAGUCCUAGGCUCUGUGGUUUAACCCACAGCGCCACCCGCGUCCCAUCAAUAUAAAUUACUGUUCAGCAAAUACUGUUAAGAGUGUAAUGGGACAUGCAUAACAAUGUUUCUCAGCUGGAAAAUCUCACUGUGAAAUAAGAAAAAUCUGCAAUUCUCCCGGUUUUUCUAAACGCACCUCCAUUGUGGUAGGGGUAGCUACGACUGCAGGGAAAAAACUGAUUUAAGUUUCACUAAAGAAUGAUGGCAUCAUGUUCCACCAUUGGAGACUGCACGGAGAGAGACGCCUAGAAUUCUGCUCUUGUGCCAGUCUGGUGCUAGCGAGCCACGUUUAUUUCUCAGUGUAAGCUGUUUACAUUUCUCCCAUGCAGGCAUAAUUUUUUUAAAACACAAGAAUUUUAUGAAGAAGCCCCACCCACCCUCGGACAUCUCUCUGUGGAAAAAAGCCAAGCACACCAUUGGGCCAGAGUUAAGUGUUUGUUAGUUCCACGGACUCCAAGAGAUACAAUUAGAUGCAUGCUUACUUUGGGUUGGAUUGUGGCCUAGGUUAGCUGAUCUUUUUCCAGUCUGAGGACUAUAUUCCCUCCUGGACAACCUCCAGGGACCCUUUUGCCAGCAGCAGGCAGGGCCAGAAGUGAAAACCGGCUGGAGGCCCAAGUGUGACACUAUUUCAAAAAGUGAAAAUCUAGACACAAAAGGUGCAAAGAUUUUGUGUGUGUGUGUGUGUGGCAAAGUUAUGAGCUAUCCAGGGUUUCAACAGGGGUCUCUCCUCUCCUCCACCCUGGAGAUUGAACCUGAGACCUUCUGCAGGCAAGACAGAUGCUCUAGCAAGGGUCCUCCUACUGAAGAAAACACAUCUUUUCCUUUAACUCUUAUGGAGUAUUUGUGUGUCUGAAAGCAUGGUGCAGAUAGAUGCUGCACCUGCAAACAGAUGCCCCAGCUGCAUGCUUCUCAAGCACAAGGAUGCCCUUUGAGUGUUACAGCAGAAGACAAAUCCGCCAUUUAUUUUAUGUUCUUCAUGAAGCAGAUUUCAUAUGAACUUGGAUGGAGCAUGAGACUUCAGUGCCUAAUAAACAGUGGGCAGCUACCUCAUGCUUUUUGCACCAUGUCCGUCCCCCCCCCGAAGGAGUAGCUUGACUCAGUCCAUGUGAAAUAUACUAGGGUCGACUUGAUUUAGAACUGCAUACUAAGAACCAAAGCCAAUACUUUGGUAAUCCAUGCUUAACCUCUUAUUUUUGUACACCUUAGAGCAGAGGUGGAACUUUGUAGACCCCCCAGAAGUUGAUGGACUCCAACUCCCAUGUCCUUGACCCAUCGGGCCAUGCUGGCUGAUGGGAGUUGAAGUCCAACAAAAUCAGGAAGGCCACAGGUUCCCUAACUUUUGCCUUUGAGCUAUGCAUAUGGAAAGAAAGCUGGAUAGCCAAACGCUCCUCCUCAGCGUAUCAACAGCUACAAGUUCACUGAAAGGAGGAACUAUCAGCUUCAGAUUCUAUACAGUGAUUCUAUACAGGCAGGGCCAACCAAGGCCCGGGGUUCAUUCCCGUCAGCACAGAUAGGAUGGUCACCUCUUUGUAUUUACCAACAGUAUACUUUUCUUAAACUUGUCAUGAAGUUUUGUAUUUUUAAAAAAGUGCAAGCAUAACAUCUGGUUUUCAAAUAAACUUAUUUUUUCCCUU